Molecule: messenger RNA, 1530 nt
Organism: Colletotrichum fioriniae
Lineage: Eukaryota; Fungi; Ascomycota; Sordariomycetes; Glomerellales; Glomerellaceae
Biological process (GO): DNA-templated transcription
Molecular function (GO): DNA binding; zinc ion binding; N-acetylglucosamine-6-sulfatase activity
Source: RefSeq, a predicted model, not a curated record
AUGGCUGAUGACCAUGCCUCCAAAGCCAUCAGCGCUUACGGAGCUGGCAUCAACCACACUCCAAACAUUGACCGCCUAGCAGCGGAGGGAAUGAAGUUCAACCACUGCUAUGUCACCAACUCCAUCUGCACUCCUUCCCGCGCGGCCAUUCUCACGGGCACCCACAACCAUGUCAACGGCGUCAUGACGCUGAACGACAACAUCAACAAGCAUUUACCAAACGUUGCGAAGCACAUGCGUACCGGCGGGUACAGGACGGCAAUGGUCGGCAAGUGGCACUUGGGCGAAGACAGACCACACGAACCCACCGGCUUCGACUACUGGUCUGUCCUCCCCGGGCAGGGGGAUUACUGGGAUCCCGAGUUCAUUGAGCCAGCGGGCGAAAAGGUCGAAGAUGGCUAUGUUACAGACAUCAUCACCGACAAGUGUCUCGACUGGAUCUCCAAGACGAAAGACACCAACAAGCCCUUCUUUCUCAUGUGCCACCACAAGGCGCCGCACCGCUCGUGGGAGUGCGACGAGAAGCACAAGGACCUAUACAAAAAGCCGAUACGCGUCCCCGAAACAUACGACGACGACUACAAGAACCGCGCCAAGGCUGCAAAGGUUGCAAAGAUGCGCGUGGCUGAAGACAUGACAUACCAGGAUUUGGGCCUCGUGCAGCCAGAUGGUGGCAACAAGGUUGGCGAGCGUGUCGUUCAGGAGGCGGGCUCUGCCCAGCGCAAGAUUCCCGUCGAUGCCAAGAGGCUGAUUGAUAAGGAGGACGGGACGGUGUUCACCUUCAAGAGCCAGGACGACCUUGCUCAUUUCAAGUUUCAGAGGUACAUGCAGCGAUACUUGCGUACUAUCCAGUCUGUCGACGACAACGUCGGGCGCAUGCUUGACUACCUCGAAACAAACGGGCUUGCGGAGAACACCAUUGUAAUCUACACUUCAGACCAGGGCUUCUUCCUUGGCGAACACGGCUGGUUCGACAAGCGAUUCAUGUACGAGGAGUCUUUCCAGGUGCCAUUCCUCAUUCGAUACCCGGCGGGAAUCGCCAAAGGCUCCGUAUGCGACGACAUCAUCUGCAAUGUCGACUUUGCGCCCACCUUCCUCGACUUCGCAAAUCUCCAUAUCCCGAGCUACAUGCAAGGCGAAUCUUUCCGCCAGUUGCUUCAGGGAAACACACCGGCAGAUUGGCAACAGAUCGCCUACCACCGUUACUGGAUGCACAAUGACAUUAUCCAUCACGCCUACGCGCAUUAUGGCGUAAGAGACCAGCGAUACAAACUCAUCUACUGGUACAACGAGCCGUUGGAUGUGAGUGGCGCCAGGCCGGGCGGGGAGAAGGAUAAGGAGUGGGAGUUGUUCGACUGCGACAAGGACCCAUUGGAACUGUUCAAUGUGUACCGCGAUCCCGCUUAUGCCAAGACGGUGAAGCACAUGACACGAUUACUAGAGUUGAAGAUGGAACAAAUUGGAGAUGAGCCAGUUCAUCCGAGGGGUGGUGAUGUUGGCGAGUCGGUGGAUUUGGCAAGUAAAUUGUGA